UUAUUUCACAAUUUAAAAUGCCAUGUGUCCCAUCACUCAAUUUUAUGUCUUUGGAGAUUUUCAGUUCUAUGAAAAAUAAUUAAUGAAUAGAUUUUUCAUUUUCUCAUAUUGCUGGCCACAGAAUUUGGCUUGAAAGGACAAACGCAUUAAGCUUAAAGCUAGAAAGCGAUUUGCCAAGUGGUAUUUAAUUUGCAUUUGAUCUUCCAAGCCAAAUUGCUAAAGUGGUAUUUAAUUUUGGGUUGACGAAUUUAAAUCGGAUUAUUUUUAAAGUUCUCUAUUUUUCUAGAGGGAGAGAGUGUUAUUGUUGUCGAACUUCUGUUCUUCCUUGAUGGUUCUGAAAGCUUUUUUUUUUAAAUUUUUUUGAAGUUUUCUUUUGGAUUUCUGAAGCGUGGAUUGAGAUUCUUGAACAAAGAUUGUUCUUCAGCUCCAUUUGUUUUCUAGGUCCUUUGAUUUUUACAACUCGUAUUGGAUUUACCAUGUCAUCAUGUCAAUCAAUAUGGGAGGUUUUCAGUGAGGAAUAAGCUCAUGAAUCAUGGAGAAUCAUUGUGAAACACGAAGCAAUGGUGAAGCAGCUGAUCCCGGCCUUCAAAUUAUUAAAUACUCUCCAUUUCAACCUUCUAUCAAAUUAUCGUCAUCUUUGUUUGAUUUGAGAGUUUUUUAUGUGAGGGUCAGCAAUGUUCAGGUUGAUGAUUUAGCCCCUGAAUUUCUCACUCUCAGUCAUAUCCCUUUGGGCCCUGACACUUUAUUAGAAGUUAAUGGUGCUAGAAGUAGCAUAUACUCCCAUGGUAUCUCUUCACUUCUGAGAAGAGAUAGGGUAGACAAGAAGUCUGAAGAAGCCACAUUUGUUAGCACAGAUAGUAUUCGGUUGUCGGGAAGUUUGAAAUUUGAGGUGUUUGAUAAAGAAGAUCUCAUUUUAUCUGGGCUUCUUGAGAUGUCUAAUAGUAAUGGCUUCAUAGGAGAAUCAAAGAGCAAUGCUAAGCGUUGGAGCAUGAAUUGUGCAUCUGAGAUCACUGCUGGCACUGGCCUUUUGAAGGGAAAACAUGUCACAGGUCCUGAAUCCCCUUUGCCCACCAUUGAGGUUUAUGUUGCUGGUUGCUACUCAGGGACACCGAUCAUCUUAACCAAGACUUUGCAGCUGAAUCUUCGAAAGAAGCAUAACAGGAAAGGCAUGUUGGACGCAAUCCCGGAGUAUGAGAUGACUGUAAGUAACAAAAAUCCAUCAGCUGGACUUGAUUUACAGGUACCUGACUUCAGUAACUACAAACCAGAAAACGAUGAAGACUACAGCAACAUGUACUGGAGACGAACUGAAUACAUUGAAGGUGAAGAUGGUGAACUCUCAUGGUUCAAUGCUGGUGUGCGAGUCGGAGUAGGAAUUGGGCUUGGCAUUUGUCUUGGUCUUGGUAUAGGCAUUGGCUUGCUGGUUCGUACUUACCAAGCUACUACUGGGAACUUCAAAAGGCGGCUUUUGUGAUCCCUUUCAACUGGAGCUGCUACACUCUCCAGUUCCUUCCCACAAAAUCCAAAUGCUGCUAACUGUAUGCAUCGUGUUGACUGCAGAUUCUGACUGAGCGAUGCCUUGUGUAGCUAACGGUCUUUCGACCUUUCAGUGUCUUUAUCUCUGUUUAGUAUUUUUGCUAUCAGGUGUUUGGUUUAGACUUUAGAAAAAGUACAGCCUUCAGCCUUCAGAUGACAUCAUUUAUGUCGUAUGAAGGUUAUACAUACUUAAGCUUGUAUGACUUGAAUUUCCAUGUAAAUAUUCUGUUAAGCUAAGGUUGCAUUUGACUUUUGUUUC
This is a messenger RNA of Mangifera indica (mango), 1795 nucleotides long. RefSeq lists its product as uncharacterized. The transcript is spliced from 3 exons. Bases 533 to 1474 code for a protein of 313 amino acids. NCBI's taxonomy places the organism in Eukaryota, Viridiplantae, Streptophyta, Magnoliopsida, Sapindales, Anacardiaceae. The record is from RefSeq and is a predicted model, not a curated record. Gene Ontology annotation, molecular function: phosphoglycerate dehydrogenase activity.